UGGGCCUUUGGUGUGACACUGUGGGAGAUGAUGACUAUGGGUCAACAACCGUACGCCGAGGUCGACCCGUUUGAGAUGACCGCCUACCUGCAAGAAGGUUACCGGAUCGCAAAGCCACACAACUGUCCGGAUGAACUGUUCUCCCUGAUGGCCUGCUGCUGGGCAUUAGCUCCCGAUGACCGGCCAAAGUUCACACAACUGCUGACCUACCUGCAAAACUUCUACAUGGCGCUGGGCAGAUACAUCUGAGUUUUCCUCUCCUAACGCUCUGGAACAUAUGGUUGCUUUUAAGCACAAGGGGGGCUAUCCCGAAAAAAUGCUGUUUUGAGAAAAUCGAAGGUGAAGGU
Aplysia californica (California sea hare) is the source of this 347-nucleotide messenger RNA. Its product is annotated as tyrosine-protein kinase RYK. Gene Ontology annotation, biological process: positive regulation of kinase activity; protein phosphorylation; cell surface receptor protein tyrosine kinase signaling pathway. Gene Ontology annotation, cellular component: signaling receptor complex. The record is from RefSeq and is a predicted model, not a curated record. NCBI's taxonomy places the organism in Eukaryota, Metazoa, Mollusca, Gastropoda, Aplysiida, Aplysiidae. Gene Ontology annotation, molecular function: protein tyrosine kinase activity; ATP binding.